GAAACUCGUAUAAUUAAUUGCAUCGCAUUUCAUUAGUGUAGCAGUCAGAGCAACAAUAUACCCGCCGGUCAGUGUGAAGCUAUGCUGGUGAGCGCAGCAGUAUAAUCUCAUGGGGAUAUCGCUAAUGGAAGCGAUUGCGUUGAUUAUCACCUGAGGUCAGGUCCAGCCAACAGGGGAAGUUGUUGUGCUUGCCGGGGAAUCCUUAUACAUUUUUAAACUUGUCUCGUGUCGGGGUCAGCCAUGGAUUGCCAGAGGACACUGCAGUCAGUCGCCUGGGUUGCUCUACUUUCCUGGGCUGUGAUUUACUUUCCUGACGUGCUGGGCAAAGAAACAUACUACGUUUCCGGUCCAGAUAUGGUAUCGGUAACAUGUCCAACCGGCGAAGGAUGGUACAGAAACCCAUUUGACUGUAACAAAUUUUACGCUUGUGUACCGACCAACCUGAAAGACUACUUCGUUUACGAGUACGACUGCCCAGAAGGGCUGCAUUACGAUCUGAAUCGGACCAUGUGUGACUAUCCGUGGGAUGUCAAGCCAAAAUGUGAUGUGCCGGACAUUCCCACCACAACGCGUCGACCUUACAAGCUCCGCUUCAGCAUGCCACCAGAGAACAAACCCACAACAGCACCGAUGAACAACGGAUUCAGGGAUCUGCAGCAACCUUCGGAUGUGGAUAACCUACCACCACCGGAUCGUGAUUCGGCUGCGAGUGCGCCGGAUGCGAACACGGACCCGAAUACGAGCGAUAACGCAGCAGUGGAUGCAAAUGGCGGGCCGGAUGUUUUAUAGUCCAGUUUAGAGUACCAGUAAUAAAUUGCAGCCAUGAAAUUUGUCUUUUCUUUCGUAUACAACAGGUGUAAUAUUUUAAUAAAGAAGUGGCAUUUGUUUUAAUUAUUGAGUGGUUCAUUC
Paramacrobiotus metropolitanus is the source of this 909-nucleotide messenger RNA. RefSeq lists its product as uncharacterized. The record is from RefSeq and is a predicted model, not a curated record. Gene Ontology annotation, molecular function: chitin binding. The transcript is spliced from 2 exons. NCBI's taxonomy places the organism in Eukaryota, Metazoa, Tardigrada, Eutardigrada, Parachela, Macrobiotidae. Gene Ontology annotation, cellular component: extracellular region. Bases 241 to 789 code for a protein of 182 amino acids.